Micropterus dolomieu (smallmouth bass) is the source of this 4378-nucleotide messenger RNA. It is a transcript of the gene lasp1, whose product is annotated as LIM and SH3 protein 1. Gene Ontology annotation, cellular component: focal adhesion. The coding region runs from base 234 to 929 and encodes 231 amino acids. NCBI's taxonomy places the organism in Eukaryota, Metazoa, Chordata, Actinopteri, Centrarchiformes, Centrarchidae. Gene Ontology annotation, molecular function: actin filament binding. The record is from RefSeq and is a predicted model, not a curated record. The transcript has 7 exons.
AGGGAGGGAGCGCGCUUUCCGUGUCUGGUUAGUGGACUGACAGCCAGCUGUGCGGCUACAACGACAACAACAAUCUCCUGGAUUUGCUAUAUACAAGUAGAUUAGUGUUGGUCUGCUACUGAUCAUAAUCGUACACUAUAGCUAGUUUUUGAAGUGAGUACUCGACAGCUCACAGUACAAGCAGUUUCAUCGGCGGUUUCCGUGCUAACUAGCCAGAAGAGCCUUCCUCCAACAUGAAUCCGUUGUGUAGCAGAUGUAAUCUAGUCGUUUACCCCACGGAAAAAGUGAAUUGUCUGGACAAGUACUGGCAUAAAGGAUGCUUCAGCUGCGAGGUCUGCAAAAUGACUCUAAACAUGAAGAAUUACAAAGGCUUUGAGAAGAGACCAUACUGCAAUGCACACUACCCCAAGACAAACUUCACCUGUGUGGCUGACACUCCAGAGAACCUCCGCCUCAAACAGCAGAGCAAGAUGCAGAGCCAGGUUCUCUACAGGGAGGAUUUUGAGAAGAAUAAAGGGAAAGGUUUCAGCGUGGUCGCAGACACGCCGGAGUUGCAGAGAAUUAAGAAAACGCAGGACCAAAUCAGCAAUAUUAAAUAUCAUGAGGAGUUUGAGAAGAGGAAGGGAGGAGAGGGCCCUAAUACUCCGUCGGGCAACCCCAGUCCAGGUUUCCAGGCAGCCUCUCAGAACUUCCACUAUGAUCCCACUCCUGAACCAGUGCGCCAGGCGGCCGCUGCCCCGCCUGCCAGUGCUGGGAAGCGGUACAGGGCAGUGUAUGACUACACUGCUGCCGAUGAAGACGAGGUGUCCUUCAAGGACGGAGACAUGAUCCUAGAUGUGCAACAGAUCGACGAGGGCUGGAUGUACGGCCGUGUGGAGCGCACCGGCCAGCAGGGCAUGCUGCCUGCCAACUAUGUGGAGGCCAUCUGAGGGAGAGGGAAAGAAUAAGAGGGAGAGAAAAAGGAGGAGGAGGAGGUAUAUAGAAAGGGAGGGAAAGAACGAAAGGAAAAGCCCAGUGCCAUCUCAUCUUAACGCCGCUUUCUCUUAAUUUUACUUUUGUUCCCUAACCUGUCCUGUGAGACCCUGGUGCCCCCCCCCCUUCUGCAUCCCUGCUCUGCUCUCACUGUUGAGCUCCACCACGGACGCCCUCUGCCUAUCUGUCUGUCUGUCCUUCUCUGUCUGUCUGCCUGCCUCUGCCUGUCAAUCUAUCUGUGCUGAUCUGUCCGUCUCUGUUUGGAUGUCCGUCAUCCUCUUUAUCUUUUCCCAAUCCUGGCUUCACUCAAGUGCUGUCACAAGUGGAAAUCAAAAGUCUUAAAAGAUAAACUCACAGUUCAUCGCAGUAUGUCAGGGGUCAUGCCGUGUCACGCAGCUCCAUCCUUGCUAUAGCACUUAAUAAUCCUUACAUAACACAAUGCAAAAACAAACAAGAAAAAAAUGUUUUAAAAGCCCCCUUUCCCCCAUAUUGUCAAUAUUCAGUGGAGAAAAUAAGUUUGAAGUGUGGGUGGGUGUGGCAUUUUCAUUCACUUCCCUUACUUUAAUUUUGCAGUGUGAUCUUGGCCAGACUGGAAACACAGUGUAGAAUCUCAGUCUAUCAAAACUAAGCUUGAAUAUUUUUGACUUGUGUACAUUCCUUUAAACCUCUAACCCUGUUGCUGUUGCACCAAUCAGCCAGUUAUCGUUCUCAGCAGAGAGAGGUUUUUAAUACAUUUAUAGAUUGACACACAUCUUGCCAUUGUGUGCUCAAGAAGGCACCCUCGUGUUUAGCACUGCAUUGGUGGGUAUCGUGAAACUGGAAUCGUAGCCUAACUGAAGAGCACCUCCUGUCGUUGCCUUACUGGGGCAUGUCGGAUACAGGAGGGAUCAGGGACAAGUUAGGGGACAUUAUCAGUCCAUCUCCUGCAGCCACACUGAAUUCAUCACCUCUGUUGGUGUGGAUGUACAGUAUAUACACCCUUAUUCCUGUUUUUUUGCAGCCUGAAUGCCUUCAGUCCUGAGAGAAUCACAAAGUUAUGGUGAUCAAGGUUAAACUGUUUGGAGAAAGGAGAUGGGAACAUGUCUAGUUCUUCCCCUUUUUUGCUACAAAAUCACCAUCAAAGAAUACACAUUAAUAAAAGAGAAGGCCAAGCACAACUCUCUAUAUAUAUAUGGUGAAUCUUUUUUUUUUUUUUUUAAAUGUAUUCCACUGUUUUUGUAAGUGAACAUUCCAGUCUUCUUGUUUUUUUUUCCAUUUACUGUGAGAGAAAUUGUUGAAUCCUUGGCUGUGGUAAAUGUCGUUGUUUUUCUUAUGCUGUUCUUCUUUUGCCUUGUUGUUGUGAGAUGCUUAUUUUAAAAAAUAAAAAAGCAAGUAUAUUAAAUAAAUAAACCAGCAAAUCAAUCUAUGAACCAAGGCAGAAGAGUCUGUCUAGACUUGUGCAGUUGCAGUAUUAGAAUCAGUUGUGUGAAACCUGCAGUUCAGGUCAGAACAGUGCGAGUUUCUGAUCAGUGGAUCUAUCUUAUGCUGUUUAAUAUUCUUGAGUUUCUAAGAAAGUAAUGUUACAGAAUGGCAUUUAAAAUACACGCGAAAGAAAGUUUUUAUUUUAUGCUCUGGUCUUUAAAACACCCAUAAAGGCAGGCCUGUGACCUGUAUGUCACAUCCGAGCACUGAUGCAAGACAGAAACUUUUCUUUGAUCCAUCUGGUAGGUGAAUCCCAAAAUUGUGAACUAUUUUUGAUAUUUGACCAAUUGAAUCAGCCAAAGUGUACCAAACGUUUUGGUUGAUUGUGGUCACUAAGAUGUAAAAGAAGCUUGGUUCAUAAACACAAAAUCAAGCAUUUAAGUUGCUGGCUUUUACACAGAAAUUCUGCAUCACCCCUUUACUCUGGAUGCUGUGUUUCUGUGAGGACCUUAUUAGAUUUUCAACGUGAUAUUUGACCAUUUUUUCAGUGGUGUAAAUAAUCUCAUUGGCUCCUGACCAUACUCACCUCUUCCCCUUUUCUUGCUGUUUCAUUCCCUCUCCUGUGAUGCACUGUGACUUGUCACAGACGUGAGCGAUUGGGCGGUGUGUUUUUAGGUGGGGUGGGGGGCGGAAAAUGUUCAGCUUUAUUAAAAGAAACAAGGCUAUCACUAUGUAGCUAGAUGACAUUGUACAAUUGUAUAUGUAUCAUAAAGGUAAGUUAGGGAAAAUGUUUUUACAGGUCAUGGUGCUCUGGGAAGUGGCUUGCCUGCAGAUAAAAGUGGUUCAUAUUUUUUUGUGAAUGUGGCAGAGGAGGAAGUCACGUGAUCUUCGUGGGGGAAAAUCCAGUUUGGUGCAAGUUGGUGAUGAACAUUCUUACAAUUUUGCAACUUUCUAAUGUAAUGAAUUGUUAUAAUGAAUCAGAUUAAAACCCCACCUCACACUGGUUCGUAGGUUGCCAAACAAAAUGGACAUGCUGUGUGUACACCUGUACUUUGCAUUAACCUCUACUUAAGUUUAUUUGCAAAACAGAUGCUAGAUCGGAAAGCUGUUUUAGAGCUCACGGUUGUUUCUUAUGGAUAAACUGAAGAGUUGGUGGGUUGGCUUGAAGUGAAAUGACUGUUGUUCUUGGCUUAGGAUGAUGUUUGAUCAAAAUGUAUUUAAUAACAAAGCUACUUACACUAGUAGCCCCCAUUACUCUGCAGAUUACAUCAAAUUCAAACUUUCUCUUAUCUUGCGGGCAUUUAUUUUGUGCACUUGGUGUUUGGGAUGAACCAGAAAAGUGGCAGCCAGUGAGGCUCAGGAUGGAUUUGUUAAGGCAAAGUCAAAUAUGAUCGUGUGAUGAUGUAAGUGUACGAGGCUAAGGGUGACAGAGAGCAGCGAUCUGACGCUCUCAAUCUCCCAGGCUGUGAGGCAGGGCAAGUUGUUUGUCUGACCUGGAUAUUAGUCAGAAUUUAACCUCUCGGCACCAAAUACUGCUCUUCUGCUCUGGCAUCACUCAUCUACUGAACCGUAACGUCAUCUCAUAACCCUGUUUCCAUUCAGUUUCUGUCUAGUAUCCUGUCCACCAGUCUGCUGAGAUCCCUCUUUCCUUCAGCCUCCAUUGUAGGCCCCUGCGCUUCUGAUGAAUCAUUCCCUGCUUCUAUGAUACUGGUUAUAUACUGUAGACUUUGCAGAGUGAAAUCAUGUAAUCCACAAUCGGGUUUAGCAUUCAGACCAGUUUUGUGCAUUCCAUCUAAAAUUGUUUUGUUUUUGAUAUAAUUUUGUUAUUUUUUCAAAAAAAUAAUAAAGAUACCAUAUGCAUAUUGACAUACACAUGUAUUCAAAACUCAUUGUGAAUACAUACACAGAAUUAAGGACCUGAUAUCAUCUCCUGUUGCCCUGUUACAGCACUUCAAAUUGUACUUAUGAUUCUGCAGAUUCAAUAAAAUGUCAUUUUUUUUUCUCA